AUGAAUGGUCUGCUUUCUCUGAAUCGAAAGAGGAUGAGGGGUCGCUUUGAAAAUGCUCUAUAGAAUUAUGAGAGGCAUAUCAGACGAAUGGUCAUAGACUUUCCUCCGAGCGAUGGGAGCCUAAUGUACGAGGGCAGCAUUUCAAAUGGAGCGGAGAUGUGAAACGUCGACACAUAUUCAGUCUCCAAAAUCAGACCAUGAAACUGUACUUGCCCAAGCCACGUUUAAUUUCUGACAUCUACAUUGAGCCAAGGAUUACAGUGAUACAAGGUGAACAUGGAAAUUUAACAGGAGAAUCUAAUACGCAUAUUCGUGAAGUUCAGCACCAUGAAUUAUUCAAACAAAGCAACAGAGAUUCCGAUAUGUCAACAAUAAGUGUCAUCUAUGGAGCUGCAGGAACUGGGAAAACGACUCUGAUUCAGAAGUUAAUCUAUGACUGGGCGACAGGAAUGAUAUAUAAAGAGUUCAGUUUUGUCAUUCAUUUGAAAAUUCAGAAAUUAAAUGAAAUUAAAGGUCCCACCACUUUCAGUAAAUUGAUAGUUGACUCAUAUCCUUACUUGGAAAAUUAUCUGGAUCAUCUGUGGAAUGAACCCAAAAGGUUAUUGUUUAUAUUUGAAGAUCUGGACCAAUUGUUUCAACUAUCCACUCUCUCUGAUACUGGUAGAAACAGCGAUCCACGACACAGAUGUAUGGACACAGAGUCAGAAUAUUUUGUAUGCGAUAUCCUACACUGUCUCCUACAGGGAGAAUUUCUGAGGGGUUGCUCAGUGCUGAUCACAAUCCGAGUCUGGAAUCAGAAACUUCUCCAUCAGGUAGCAGCAGAUUCAACUUUCCAAGUUAUGGGAUUCACUUUUGAGAAAGCAAAAGAAUAUUUUCGCCGUUAUCUCGGCAAUAUAAAGAAUGCAAAUGAAAUGCUGGUCUUCAUUGAGCAGAAUGACAUAUUGUGGAAUAUGUGUAGUGUCCCUCUGUUUUGUGUCACCCUCGCCUCGUCACUGGAGUCUUUUCAGGCACAAGGAGAAGGUAAGACAACAAUGCCCAUCGGAAGCCAUACCCAGGUGCUCUCUGACUACAUUGCACAUCUUCUCGCAAACUGUGGUUAUGAUGCUAACACAAAUCGGAAUUAUUUAAGAGUAGUUGGCGAACUGGCAGAAAAGGGAAUUAGACAAGACACACUUUCGUUUGAAGGCUACACAUUAAAAGAUCUGGAUUCUUGUCCUCCCGUGUUUAUCUCUGCGUUCCUGUACCAGGAUCCAGACAAACAGAGGCGCGGUGUUAUUUACGAAUUCAGGCACUCUGUUUUACGAGACUUCUUUGCUGCACUUACCAAUGUUCUAAAUACUACAAUAUCUCAACUGAGACGGAUGCUUGAUGAAAUGUUUGCAGACAUUGAAGGGAGAUUCGGUAUAUUUUCAAUUUUUCUUGUCGGUCUGUCUUCUCGGAAGCCUACUGAUCGCCUGGAGUUGGAACUGCAGACAUUCACAACUGAAGUUACUUCGUGUAUCUCAGAAUGGUUCACACAAAGUGUCAGCAGACAUUUGAAGGACAUGGACAGUAAGCAUACUCAAAGAAGGUUUCUAUGCUUACUGUACUGUUUAUUUGAAUUUGGAGACAAUGACAUAAUGAAGAAUGUGCUGAAAUCCAUUACAACCAUUAAAUUAAAUCAACUUCGUCUCAAAUCUCCGGACUAUAUUGUUUUAUCCAGAACUUUAAUCUCCCCUGAAGUGAUUCAAGAACUGGACCUCAGUUCGUGCUUUGCACAACCAGAGGAAAUUCGGAAACUGGAACAAGUGCUGCCCAGAUGUGUAAUUCUCAGAAUGAAUCAGAAAAACCUACAGGACUGUGGUGUGAAGCACGUUUUCAAACUUUUGGAAAAAAAUGACUGCAAAAUUCAAACUCUGGAGCUGAAAUCCAACCAACUUACAGAUAAUUGUCUCGGUGAACUUUUCUCCGCUCUACUUACAAAUCGUUCGCUAACGCUGCUGAACCUGAGCAAUUCCAGUCAGGGUGGGCAACAUGACAAUCAAUUCACUCAGGAAACACUGAAACAUCAUGUGCAUAAUUACGCUCAGCGGAAAGAAAUCAGAUGGUUGUGCUAUGAACCUACUGGACUGGACACCAGAUCAAACCUUCUCAACUUAAUAACUGAAUGAACGUCAAAAAUCCUGAAUUUAUUUAUAUGAAUACAAUACAUUCUGAGGUACAUUCAAUGUACUUUGAUGUGAACGAUGCAGUUUGAAGAUAAUGGCAGAGGGUUCGAUCACGUUAGAGAACCGAAAAAAAAGAUACCUGCAGUACAUCAGAAAUAUUUGCUUGUUUGUUUGAUCUCAAUUCUAUCCGCAACUAGUUUCCAACUUUGUUUUAUAUAUUAUUAAAUAGCAACGGUGGCUAGAACCAUGGCGUACGAACAUGGACUAUUCCACGUAACCGACAUAGAGGCGGACAUUGCUGGGACACAUGUGGGUGCCCAUGGCUUCACCGACAGUUUGAAGGAAAUGGGAGGAGCCGAAUGAGAAAAUAUUUGGAGUGAGGACAAGUUGCGCCAGGCAGAGGAGAGUGGUGCUGUUGGAAGCAGAUUGGGUCUGUGGUCAAAAAGAAACGGCGAGCUUUGAGGCUUCCUAGUGGGGGAUGGAGGUGUACAGGGACUGGACAUUCACAGUCAAAAUAAAAUGAUGUAUCAGUCAAAUAGAUACAAAGGCCUUGUGUACAUAAAGAUAGAGCACCUUACGCAUUCUAACAACUUUUUCAGCAUCCAUAUUUUUGACAAUGCUUCAAAAAAGUUGCCAAGUGGCAACUUAAGUCAUGCUGCCCCCCUAACCGAAAAGCGGAUCUUCUCAAGUUUUUUAAAGUACAUGAUACCUUUGAUCCAAUGUCCAUAUGUUGGAGGGGACGAGUCUUUCCAUUUGCACAAGAUGACCCUUCUGGCGAUGGGAUCGGUUUGGAGUUUACUGAGGUUAUCCUUCUGAGAAAGCACUCCAAAUAGUGCUAUUGACAAAGAUGGUGCAAUUAAUUGUCCAAAAGUUUUGAAAAAGUUUCAAAGAUCAAACCCCAGAAAUUUACUAGUUUUGCACUGAUCAAAACAUAUGUCAGAGUGUAGACAGGAAAUGUUUACAUCUGUCACACAUUGGGUCAAGAUCGUUAUUAACCUUAGCCAAUCUUACUUCAGACCGAUGUCAACUGUGCACAAAUUUAAACUAAACAACAACAUGUCUAAGACACAUCUACAGAUGAAUAAAUUCUGUAGAUUCUUUUAUUUCUGCCAGAUGUCAUCUUGAAUUUGUUCCUCAAUAUCCUCUUCCCAUUUAUGUUUUAAUAAAUACAAAUUUCCAGGAUUAACUACUUUUAGUAGCUCAUAGAUUUUGCUUACAGAUUGUUUCAACAUCAAUUUUGCACUUAAGGACUGAAUCGAAGAGCGACAAAGGGGGACGAUAGAGAAUGCACUCAAAAUGUGAGUCUAUAAAGCUUCUGAGUUGUAAAUAUCUAUAGAAAUGUGAACUAGGGAUCUCAGAUUUCUUAACUCUCUGUUCAAAAGAGGCAAAAUUGCCGUCAGUGUAGAGAUUAUACAAUGAAGUCUUACAGUGCUUAGACCGUAUCAAACACGACAUCCAUUAUUGAUGGGGCGAACCUGUAAUUUCCCACUACUGCUGCAGCGAGUGAGAGGUUAUUAAGUUCAAAAUUGGAACCAAAUUUUAAUGGGGUACGUCGCAAUUGAAUUCAGUGUGAAACUAGAUGCGGGCUGUGACGUGGCAGUUUAGCAUAUAUUACCGAGGAGGAGUUAAAUUGUAAGGAUGACAUAAUCACCCAGCUAGGAGCAGCAAUAUCAUCUAUUGUACAAUAUAAAAUGGCUCUUAUAUUAGCUGACCAGUAGUAAUAUAGAAAGUUUGGAUGAGUCAUACGCUCCACCCUACGAGACCUCUUGUAUUAUUUUUUUUUUCCUAUACUCUGGGCUGCUUUUUUAUUCCAAAUAAAACUUGAAAUUUGAAAUACCGAAGUGGAUUUUUUACAAGUGUGGGGGGAAAACUUUACCAUGGACAUGUUGCACAAGUAUUUCUUUUUUACAUAGGUAAUGGUGGGCUACUGUGAAUGGUGGCCCUCCUGAAGGUAAUAGUGAAUAGUGAAUAGUAAUAGUGAAAGAUGGUACAACAGAGGGAUCUGGGAAUAUCGAUCCAUUAUUCAUUCAAUGUGGUUUCAGAGGUACAUAGGUUUGUAAAGAAAGCGUUCGGUCCAUUAACCUUAAUAAACCAACCAAAUGAACACAGGGGUUGGGAUGUAAUGUAGAUGUUAUCUAAGAAAUUGGUGAGGUCUAAUUUCGAUGUCUUGUCUAUAACCGUGAAAGAGUGCAAAGACAAUUUAAAAUGACGCUGCCAGUACUUGUGUACCUGAGAUCAAGGGAAAGAUGGAACAGGUUGGAGCUUUCUUGCCUGGAGCGGAGGGAAAUUCGGUGAGACUUGACAGAGGUAUACAAAAUUAGGGGACGCUUGGGGUGGGGUGGUGUGGCAUAGAGAUAGGAUAAGUGCAAGCAGAUUUCUUCCCAUAGAGGUUAGGGGAAGCUGGAAAUUGAGACCGCCUGUUCAGGGGUAAAUGUGAAGUGUUUAAGGGGAACAUGAGAGGAAACGGCUCCACUCAAAGGCAGUUUAGAGUGCAGAAGGAGAUGCCAGUGGAAGUGCUGGAUGUGGUUUCGAGUUCAACAUUUAAGAGAAAUUUGGAGAGGUACAUGCUGGCUCAGCUUCUGUCGCAGGUUGUUUGGAUGGGGAAAAUUAGUAUUUCGGCAGAGAUUAGCUGAACCGAAGGGCGUCUUUGUGUGCUGCGUGUAGCUUUCUGUAACUCUAUGGACCCCGGAUGCGUUAGUGGCGUUCAAGAGGUUCCAGGCUUGCCCAAAUCAGGAGGAAUUGGAGUUAAAUUCGGCAUCUUGCUGGAAGCUGAAAUCGUGGGCGGGAAUGCAUGUUCCUGCGUUGUACUCUUCUGUGUUCUCUCCUUUAUGUUUAUAUUUAGUUUUUAAAUGACCUCAAAUCAACCUCGCUUCAGAGUAUCCAGGAGGCUACUAGCUGUAACUGGAACGAAAGGACAACAUUCGUGAAAUACUCGGCCGGUCUGAACAUGUCUGUGUGGAGCAUUUUCAGUUUAAGCCGGAGACUUGUUUCAAAGUUGCUGAAGUCCAACGAGCCCCCACACAAACUGAGCCUCAGCCAUCCGCAGUGGAAGCGUUCGCGCUGGUGUUUCAAAUCCCAGUGUUUCUUCGGUACCUCUCUGAAUCCACCCUAUCUGGGACAAUCAAUAUCGGAUCAAUUUAGCAGGGCGACACCAGGAGUUAAUGGCGCAAGGCGAAGAAGAAGAAGAAGAACGUUAGCCCAUUUCCGAUAAUAAAUAAUCACUCAACCCACUCUCACUGCAGUCUCAUACCAGGAGGAAUUCUUUCUGUCAAAAACGUCCGUCGCCGAUAGCUGGAGGCCUGUUCAGCAAGGUUAAUAUUUUGGCGGCUUAUUUUGGUCAAACCAGGCGAAGAGAAAUAGACUUAAAUACUGCCGUCUGUGAAAUGUAGCUUCACAAUGUUUUCUUGACAUACUUAUCGAAACGGCUGAUACCUUAACAAAUAGUACCCGGUAAUUCGCUACAUGGCAUGCACUUUAUUUCCCCAUUAUAUUUAUCGUCAUCAUUAAACUUUCCAGGGAAACGUCACUCUGACAGUUUUCCUUCCAAAAUGAUCUUGAGUUGGAGAAAUUUGUAUCCGACACCGCGUCGAUGCUCCAAGAAGUCAAUUCAAAAAUACUCGGGCAAGGCGGCAUUUAAGCCCAAAGGACAAUCAUUCACCCGGACUUUAAACACAUCAUCAAGGCUGCCCCUGUCACGAUUCCAUGGAGCAAAAGUUCGCGCACAGUUUAAAUGCCUUUUAGCAGAAACGACGACAGUCCAGUCGGUCUUUCACUCCGAAUUACGUGAAACGCCAAGAAUCCGAUCACUUCCCGUUCUCAGUUUCGUCCUAAUUAAAAACAUAUGGACUUGUCUUGUUUUACCAGCAGAGAGCAACCUGGGGCAGCGAGGACCGAAACCAGCUGGAGAAGAAGCGACAUAAAGAAGGGCCUUGUGAUUACUAUGGGCGGAGCGUUCAGCAUUCGAAAUAAUGCAUAUCUUUACAGAUCGCUUAUCACUAUUUCAGGAAACUAGCUCGGCUUCUUUGACCGUCUGCGCCAUUUAAAUCGGCCCCGCCGAAUUUAAGAGGGAAGUGAAAACAGGGGUCGCUUUGCCUUUCCGGAAAACUCUGAAACUUUGCCAAGUGAAAGUCCCACCUUUCUACCUCAG
This is a messenger RNA of Hypanus sabinus (Atlantic stingray), 6294 nucleotides long. Its product is annotated as NACHT, LRR and PYD domains-containing protein 13-like. The record is from RefSeq and is a predicted model, not a curated record. The coding region runs from base 198 to 2150 and encodes 650 amino acids. The transcript is spliced from 6 exons. Lineage: Eukaryota; Metazoa; Chordata; Chondrichthyes; Myliobatiformes; Dasyatidae. Gene Ontology annotation, cellular component: cytoplasm.